Molecule: messenger RNA, 2084 nt
Organism: Rosa rugosa (rugosa rose)
Lineage: Eukaryota; Viridiplantae; Streptophyta; Magnoliopsida; Rosales; Rosaceae
Exons: 5
Coding region: 176-1753 (525 amino acids)
Molecular function (GO): phosphatidylinositol binding; metal ion binding
Source: RefSeq, a predicted model, not a curated record
AACAGAUAGGAAAACGUUUAAGAGACGAACACUGACCGACACGCCAUUACAGCUUCAUUCCCAAACCAAAUUCCUCUAUUCUCCGAUUACACAAAAGCUUGGGUUUUUCCAAUUCGUCUAUUCUUAUAUGCCCAACAACAACAUAGAGCAAAAGCUCGAUUUAGGUUAAAAUUCAAUGGACGGCGAUCAUCACAACCCCAAUUCUGAACUCGAAGUCGACGCUUUGUCUUCUAGGGUUUCCGAUUUCUCGCUACACGAGGACAUCCCCAAUUCGAAAGUUCAAUACCCGCCGAUUGAUAGAGAAGAUCAAAAUCAUACAGAGAAUAAGUAUAGUGAUGAACCGAAUAUGACAGAAUCUAGAGAAGAUGACUGUGAGGUACGUGGGAAGGAUAACGAGGCAUCAGAAGCCUGCCGUUCGGAGCAAAAGAAGUACUUUUAUUAUGAUGCUCCACAUUAUGAGGAUACGGGGGUUUGGAUACCUGUUUCCGUUCCCCCUAUGUUGCAAACGGAGCAUGAAGAGUGGGCGAAAGGUUUUUCCUCAAAUGGGGGGUUCUUUCCCGAGAAUGUCAUGGGUUGGGGCCAGUUUAUUGGAGAUGAGAAGGAGAUGACUAUGUGGGAUGUGAUGGUGGAGAUGUUGCUUGCGGCCCGUGGGAAAGUAAGUUCAUUGGCUUCCCCUGAUAUAUAUGGAUGUAGAGUUUCAUGGAUGUCCGACAAUCUACUUGAGCAAGCAUGGCAGGAAAUGGCCCAAACACUCACAGAUGCUAACCUGGCUCAUGUACACGAAAUUCUGGAUGCAGAUCCACCAAAGUGGCUGGCCGAUAGUUCUGCGUCUUCUUGUAUGCUCUGUGGCGUGCAGUUUCAUCCAAUCAUGUGCUCUAGGCAUCACUGUCGGUUUUGUGGAGGAAUAUUUUGUGGUGAUUGUUCCAAGGGAAGGAGUCUGUUGCCCAAAAAGUUUCGUGUUGCAGAUCCUCAGCGAGUCUGUGAUGUAUGCUGUGUAAGACUUGAGUCUGUACAGCCGCAUUUAAUGGACCAAGUAAGUCAUGCUGCUCAGGUGCCAACCCAUGAUCUUACUGACCUUAGCACUUUAAGAUCAUGGGUUAAUAUUCCUUGGGGACGGUCCAUGGAGUAUGAGAUAUAUAAGGCGACAAAUGCAAUCCAGUGUUAUAAGAAGGUAUGUGCCCUAAAGCCUGAGAAGUCAAUUCCCGAUGCCAUUCUAAGACAAGCAAAAGGCCUUGCAAUAAUCACUGCUGUCAAGGUUGGAGUUAUGGUUACCUACAAUAUAGGUACAGGACUUGUGAUUGCUCGCAGAGAAGAUGGUUCUUGGUCCCCUCCAUCUGCUGUCUCAACCUUCGGUGUAGGAUGGGGAGCACAGGCCGGAGGGGAGUUGACAGACUUUGUCAUUAUUUUGAGAACAAGUGAUGCUGUAAAGACAUUCAGUGGUAAUGCUCAUCUGUCAGUAGGAGCCGGCUUGAGUGCUGCAGUUGGGCCCUUUGGAAGGGCAGCUGAAGCUGAUUUUCGAGCAGGUGAUGGUGGUUAUGCUGCUUGUUAUACGUACAGCUGCAGUAAAGGCGCAUUUGUUGGAUGUUCACUUGAAGGCAGCAUUGUAACCACCCGCACACAGGUGAAUUCUCAAUUUUAUGGCAGCCAGUCACUGAAUGCAUCAGAUAUACUUCUUGGCUCGUUGCCUAAGCCACCUGCGGCUGCCACUCUCUAUCGUGCACUUUCAGAUCUAUAUCAGAAGCUUGAUCGUUGACAAAGUUGAGUACGCGUCUUAUUUAUGUGCUGAACCACUGAUCGUGGGGGGCGGGGGGAAUAAAUUGUUGAACUGUGUCUAUAUGUUUAUGUGCAUAUGCUGUGAAAGUUCUUUGCUGCCAUUCUUUGCCCAUGAAACACUUCAUGGGGUAUAGCAUGUCCACGGGGAGUACAGCAAGGGAACAAAAACGUUCCUUAACAGAUAAAGCUUUGCUUUCUAUUGUCAAAUAACCUUUAUCAACUUCCUGUAUAUAUUCAUACCAUCUUCCUUUGUAUUUGUAAAUAUGACCCAUUGGAGAAAGCCAGAAACUUGGUGAAAAGAAAUCUUUCUU